Messenger RNA from Gloeophyllum trabeum ATCC 11539, 5381 nucleotides. RefSeq lists its product as uncharacterized. The record is from RefSeq and is a predicted model, not a curated record. Gene Ontology annotation, biological process: Golgi organization; intra-Golgi vesicle-mediated transport; protein transport. Gene Ontology annotation, cellular component: membrane; COG complex. The transcript is spliced from 13 exons. Lineage: Eukaryota; Fungi; Basidiomycota; Agaricomycetes; Gloeophyllales; Gloeophyllaceae. Bases 96 to 2828 code for a protein of 910 amino acids.
GCUUGUCACAUUGUGCGCUACACUUGUUCAUGUCAUAAGCAACGCCAGGCGACGCUAUAAGGAGUCUACGGCCUCAACACUUGCGCUCCGUACACAUGUCUGGUCGCAAUGCUGUCACAGACUCCAGCACAACUCGAGACCCCUUCGAGCUCGAACGCCUGGCGGAGGAGCUGGCCGCUAGAGAAGUCUCGGACAAGGCUGAAGAGCUGAAGAGUGGAAGUGCACAUGAUUUGCCUAUCUACAUCCCACUGUCGCAUGACAAUCCAUAUCUCUCCGCUGAGACUUUUGAUGUGGAGGAAUUUCUGCUGUCCCGCUCCUACACAUCUUUGCCGGACUUGCGAUCAGAGCUGAGGGAGUAUCUUUCUACACUGAGGGAAGCGUUGGUCAAGCUCAUCAACGACGACUAUGAGGCGUUCAUAAGUCUCAGCACAGACUUGAGGGGGGAAGGUCCCAGGCUCGAACGGCUGAAGCGGCCUCUGAACGACGUCAAAGCUCAUAUUGUGGAAUCAAGAAUUGAGUUACACUCUAUUCAAGAUACCAUCGAAGACAAGUUACAAAAGCGAGCAGCAUUACGAGAGGAGAAGGCAUUCUUACACUUGCUAUUGAAAAUAUCAGAGUCAGUGACUCGACUUGAGUCUCUCCUACUCAUUACCCUGCCUGAAAAUGAAGCGUCUGGAGACCUGGCACACAGGGUGAGUCCCCACCUGAGCAUUCAAGACGAGCCGGAGACGCGAGAAGACAGAGUACGGGGUCGCCGUGCAAAGCAUCUCUCGCGUGUAUCUUCAGAAUACACACAGCUGCUGUACCACGUUACUAAGGCGGAGGAACAGAAGAGUGCCUUUGUAGAUGAAAUACGAUGGAGAGUGGACCGGAUACGUUCUACGCUUUCUUCAGAUUUGGACCACUUGUUCGGGUCGACCUUGACAGCACUGGUCGAGGGCAGAGAAGAAGGGAAAGCGGGUAAAGCAACGGAGCUCGAAAGGGCCAAAUGGAUGGCUGACCUAACAGAGUGCCUGAAGUCAUACGACAUGCUUGGCCUCUGGAGGGAUGCGGAAGACGUCCUUCGAAGGGAGGUCGUCCGAGGCUUCGUGAAGAACACUAUCUUUCCGGGCUCAUUGGCCGCACCACAUUCUCCGCUUCUCCCUCAUACACCCUUUGCCCCAGUACAUACCCUUGCACCCCCGGCAACUGCCUCUUAUUUUCCGCCCCGGACUCCCUACACACCGUUCACCGCCUUUGCAUCCAAGGAAAAUCCUUUCCAGUCUACCCGGUCGAGAGAGAGCAGCUCUUCGGUACCGCUUCUCGAUGAAUCUGACAAUGCCCUGGCUGCCCUGUAUAACCGCAUCUUGCGGUUCGUAGACCGUGAUAUGUCGAAGAUCAUAGAUGCAGCGGAAAGAAUCAAUCAGAAGUCAGGCUCGCAACGGAGGGCAGCAAAUGUUGCUGCAUCGUCUGCAUUCAAGCAGAUUAAGUCACCUCCGAACUCCCAGAGGGGAGAACAUGGGUUUGAAAUGAUGGCAAACGUCGUAUGGGCAGAGAUCGCCAGAGCCAUUAUGGAUGAGCUCGGGAGUGUUGUCUUUUCUGCUGGCAGACCUGAUGAGUUCCGUAAGAACUACGAUACUACGCAAGCAUUUAUACGGGCGCUGGAGUUCAUCGCGCCCUCCAUCUCGUCCGUUGAGGCCAUGCGUCACCACCCGCUCUUUAUCUCGUUUGAGCGACGUUGGCAAUUGCCUGUCUACUUCCAAUUACGGUGGAAGGAAAUCAUAUUGCCCUUGGAGGAUAUUCUAGCAGUUACCCGUAUUGAACCUUCCGUAAAUAAGGCCGAGACGGAGCCCUUCGUGACUGUUCAAUCUAGGGCGAUAUGGCGAGCCAUCGAGAUCUGCUGGAGCGGGCAGAUCUAUAUCCCACAGCUUGGAUCUCGCUUUUGGCGACUUACGUUACAGCUCCUGAGCAGAUAUAAGACAUGGCUUGACUCGAGCCUUCCGGCAUACGAACCGAUAUCGAAAGCAAACUUGAACCCGAGUGGUGAUCCGUUGGCGUCCGGUACACCUACGUCUAUCACCCGUACAUCGACUCCUAUUCCUCCAGGUGGUGAGUCCGCUACUGCAGAAGCAACUGCGCUGGAUGAUAUCUUGCUUCGCCAACUCGGGGCUGCAAUAACGGAUAUCAGGGCUAUGCAGCAGCAGGUGUUAAAAAUUUGGCGAGAGGAAAUAUCAGUGAUGCUGCCCGACAUGCCGGAAAACGACGGACAAGAUCUCGUCCAGCCCGAAGACGCGCUGCAGCAAAUGGUCGCUUCGUUGGUGUUGCUGAUCGAUCCUAUGUCAAGCCAGGUAAUCGCUGUUCUUACCAGACGCGCUUGCGAGGCCGUGCAGGCCGUUCGGUCGAUUCCAGCAUCCCUUCGAGCCAUGUCCUUGAAGCGCACACCAAGCGAGCCGAGCUACUUUGUUCCCACGAUUCUACAGCCGAUCAAACAUUUCUUCGGUCUUGAAUCUGCUGACGGACCAGGCACCGCUCUGAAGGCCGAGUUUCUCAAGCCAUAUAGUACGGAGGUAUUUGAGAGCGCUGUCCAGAGAUACAUAUACUGGAUCACUUCACUAAGAAGGACAGAGGAAUCCCUCCGAAAAUUGCAGAGAGCCAAGAAGCCUCUCUUCGGUAGAACCGCAGGGAGGGACGAUAAAGGAAAAGAUGAGGAACGGAUACGGUCACAGAUGAUACUCGACGUCGAAGCCUUUGGACGAGAUGCUGAAGGAUUGGGCGUCGAUCUGGCAAGCAUUCCUGCCUUCCAGUCUCUGCGCGAAAUGGUCCACGCAAAUCUCACUGACGAUUAUUGAGCAAGCAGUACUUCCGCAGCCGGUCACGGUCCGUCGACGGGACAUUACUCAGGUAACCAGGAUUACUAUACAGUUAUCGUAAUAGAGUCGGAAGGAUGGCAUCUACUAUGGUAUAUGGCUCCUGUCCGUGAAACUAAAAUACUCUCCUGCUCUCCCUGUUGAACCAUCUGAGGCUGAUUCUUGUCACCCGAAAGCGCCUUACGACACCCUCGACAAAUACCCUUUUCUGGGGACCAACCUUUUAGUCGUUCACGGACUAGCUCCUCGGUGGUCUCAAAAACAUCUCUGUCGAUUAGGUGUUUCGUUAUCAAUAGCAUGUCUCCAUCGCUUCGGUACGAUUCCAGCAUCCCGGUGAGUAUUGCUCUGAACUCUGUGUAUGGAAUACCCUUCAUUCUCUUUGCUCCGGUGGAAGAAUCGACCAGACGUUUGAACAACCGAGGGAAUGACACAUCAGUCGUGGAACUGGCGGCCAUCAAUGCUGUGAACGUCUCCUGGACUAGAGAACGUAAGGAGGACAAAAUCCGUCCCCCUGUCCCUGACACAUCGUUUCCCUGCGCAGUGCAGCAGGAGGACACAUUCUGUACGCAGUCAAUCUGACUGCGUAGCAGCUGAAACCAGACAUCUUCAAGAGAAGCUUUCUCUCCCGAGUUCUGCCCUGCGUAGGCCGUGCAGACUGCGAUGCCAGCUCGACCAAUAGACUGGAGAGCAGUAAUCAGUUUCUCCAGCUCUUCAAGAGAUGUGCUUUCGCCUUCUCUUGUAGUCAAUAGACUGUUUAUCUGACUCGCGAGUUUGGUCUCGAAAGAUUGAACCUUCGACAAAGACGAUGCCGCCUCCCCUUCCAUGCUGGCUGCCCAUACUGCUGCAUCAUAGACUUGAUUUUUCUCGCAGGUCCGCACGACAUCUGCUGGGUCAACGUAGCCUGCCGGAAGAUACUGUAAGGAGUCUAUGACGUUGGCAGGGUCAUACUGGCAAUGCAGUUCGAUGUAGCGUUGCCGUAACGAAGGCGGUACAUGUGAUGACGGUGCGCCUCGCCACUUGGUCUGGUGAUCUUCACCCGUUGGCCGUCCAAGCAAGUGGCGCAAAUACAGGAAGCAAGCAUAUUCUUGAUCCUCAGUAGACAUUGCAUCCGCUGCAUCUGCGUGGAGGUCAGGCACAUAGAUAUCGAUCACAGAAGCUGUGCGGGCAAUGCUGAGCUGUAGAAGGCGAGGGAUGGCAUCAGAGACAACGGCAAGUAAAUCCAGAGGAACCGAUCCUGCAUUUCUUCGCUGAGCGUUCGCCAUAACGUCCCGUAUGCCCUCAAAGAGUUCAUGACUGUCCAGCUCAGGGUCGUUGAGAUAUGCCAGGAACAAAGGAGCCCAUUGUUCUUCGUGUCGAUGCCAAGACCUGAGGAUACGAUAGAACCCGGCCUUCUGGAAUAGAUCGAGAAUAGCGUUGCUAUCGUGCGGAGUAUAAGCAGACAGCAAAUACUCCGCGGCCAACUGACGGUCUUCACGGGUGCUCUCAUCUGGAUCUUCAGCGAGGCCAACCAAUACGCUCUGCAUGACACUUGGGGAUGUGUACUUGAGAAUGUACUGAGGAUACUUCGGAAUAUUCCGAGCAACAAAUAUGUUGACAAACGUGAUGUCAGUCCGCGAAAGCCCAGGAGAUGACAAGACUUCCAAGAGGAUGUUGAUUAUGAUCAUCCUGCUUAUACCUUCUGUUUCGUCAUUCAGGUAUGAGUCCUCGAAUGCUAGGUCCAGAGAGUGCAGAAAUGCUUCGGAGUCAAAUCGCAGCAACAGACGAAGAUAGGGAUACGUCGGUUCCACGCCUCCAUCUUCCUCCGCAGUGAGGACGAGUUUUCCACCUUCGCCGGAAGGCCAGACGCUGGAUCGGCCGAAGAACAAGAACGAAUAAACAUCAUUCUUUGCUGACAGAGCUUCGUCUUCGGGCAGAGGUUCCUCGCUCGGGUACGUGAGUCCAGACAAGACAUCCCCGAGGUAUGGAUAGAUCUUGUAGGCAUUGAGAAUGAUCGGCUCAAUAUCUAAAUCGUCCAUCGACAUUUGGGCCUCUUGUGAUGGGGAGGACGUCUCCAUCCUUGCUCUGCGAUAUUGCAUGACCUUCCUCACAAGUGAGAUCAGUUCGACGACGGGAGCCACGUAGUCACGCAUAGCACGAGUGUACAGGUAAAUGAGAGCGUCGUAGAGCUGGUGCGUCUUGCACAAGCGGACAGCUUGGUUGAUGUCGAGGCAGUCGGGCUCUAUGUGCCAUAUGACACGCUCUACUAAGUCUGGCCUCUGGUCAUCGUCAUGCAUGGCGACAAGUCGCUGAGUAAUACGAGGGGGUACGUAUCGAACGUCGCCACUCAGCACGAACGUUUCCAGUUGAAAAAGGAACAUCCGCGCUAUGCCGCAGUCAUCAUAAUAUUGGAACAGGUCCUCGAACAGGAAGUCGAAAUCAUCAAGCGCCUUGCAUGCGCGUGCACAAGUCUGCACGAGGCCUUCGAAAAGGGUGGUUCGGUCGACACCACGCCCAUCGGGCGUCAUAUGUGUUUCGACCAGCCGCUCCUCGGAGAAC